GAGAAGGCAUCUGCCCUGCACAGACGCAGCCCAGAGAUGUUCUCUCAAAAGCUGCUGCUGCUCUGGCUAGCAUGGAUGGGGACUCUGGUAGCCCUGAGCCACCAAACUCCAAGGUUGCUAAUGGUUGCCCCAAGUGUGAUACCAGUGGGGGCCGAGGUGGGGAUCGUGCUUCAGGUCGAGGGGGCCACAUCCAGGUUCUCAGGCACAAUCUAUUUCCAGAAUGAGAAUAACAUGAAAAAAUGUUCCAAUGAGGAGUCAUUCAACUUUUUGCCCAACACCUUUGUGCAAAAGGUUACUCUGAAGGUGACCCACGAACUCUUUACCGAAUGUGUUCUGGCUCGCCAGCGACGGAACCGCUACAUCCAACUUGUUGCCCGCAACUCCCUGCUCCCCAAUGGCGGCGUUCAAACCCUCAACCUGCGCUGGAGUGCCCGGCAAGGGUACCUGCUGGUGCAGACGGACAAGCCAAUUUACACCCCACAGCAAAAGGUGAAUUUCCGAGUCUUUGCCCUGGAUCACAAAUUGCGGCCAAGCACUGAGCCAGUUGUCAUCACUGUGCAGAACUCACGAGGUCUUCAGAUCCGGAAAGUUGAGCGUGUGCCAGUGAAUUUUGUGAUAAACGAUCACCUGUCUAUCCCUGAUAUCUCUGAGCCAGGCAUUUGGCGUAUCACAGCCCAGUUUGUCAACACACUGAAUUUCAACACAACAACAGAGUUCGAGGUGAAAAAAUAUGUGCUCCCUCAUUUUGAUGUGACAAUUGUUCCAGAACGUAAAUACAUCCUCCUUUCAGGACAGCAGGACUCUGAAUUGCGAAUUGACCUCCAGGCUAAAUUUUUCUAUGGGAAGGGGGUCAAUGGCACAGCCUACGUGCGGUUUGGUGUGAGUGAUGACAAUAAGGAGAAAGUUUAUAUCCCAGGACUCGAGCAACAAGUCUCCAUAACCGAUGGCCGUGGCUCACUAAUGCUGAAACGCAGCCUCCUCGCAGAGAAACUGGGGCGCCCUCUGGAGAACCUAAUUGGAACAGCACUCUACAUUGCAGCCACUGUCAUAGAGGCAGCAAGUGGCGAGCUGGAGGAGCAGGAGCUUGCUUCAGUGAAAUUUUUGGCAUCUCCAUAUUCAGUUGAUCUGUCCAAAACCAAGCGCCAUUUUGUCCCUGGUGCACCCUUUGAAGUGCUGGCUACUGUUUCACUCUCAGAUGGCACUCCUGCCUCCAACCUCCCAGUCCGUUUCUCAACCCAGAUAAGAGGGGGCUCAUCCCCCAAUGAUGAGCGAGUGGACAGCAGUGAGCAAGGGGCUGUGAUAUACAGGAUGAAUGUUCCCUCUGGAGCUACCUCCAUCACUUUCACGAUAACAGCAGGGACAGAGUCUCCAACAGAAGUCACUCUGACUGCCAAAGCAAUGAACUCUCCAAGAGGCAACUACUUGAUCAUUGAAAGCCCAAAAUACCAAGGCUUGAACCCCGGAGAAACUCUCUCGCUGGGGCUGAAACACGUUGGAUCGGCUGCCUUCUCCCACUUCUACUACCUGGUUUUGAACAAAGGCGACAUUGUCUCUGCCAACAGUAUCAACCGUGGAACCUUUACGGUCAUCUCUAUCCCCAUCACACCCAGCCUGAUGCCAACGUUCCGCUUUGUGGCCUUCUACCGUGUUGGGGAUGAAGUUGUGGCAAACUCCAUCUGGGUUGACGUCGUGGACCGCUGUGACGGAAGACUGGAGCUCCGCACAUUAGGAAACCCUGACCAGCUGCAACCUCAGGACCUCCUGAAACUCGCCAUAACCACUGAUGUGAAAUCCUUUGUGUCGCUUGCUGCUGUUGAUACUGCGGUUUACGCCCUCAACCGGAAGAAUCGCCUCACACAGGGCAAGGUUUUCCAGGCUAUGGGAAGCUAUGACCUUGGCUGCACAGCUGGCAGUGGGGAAGAUACCCUUGGCGUUUUCACUGAUGCUGGACUCUCUCUGCGUACUGGUUCUCUACAGAGUGAGCUCCGGAAAGCACAUGGGUGCAGUGAGAGUGUUUCCCGGAAGAAGCGUUCGCCGCAGUUCCAGUUCCAACUCCAAAGCAUGCGUUCCAAGUACUCAACCCCUGAAUCGCGGAAAUGCUGCCAGGAUGGCAUGGUGCUCCUUCGAAGAGCCAUAACAUGUGAGGACCGUGCCAGGCGGAUAUCAACGCGAGAGUCUGAGGAAUGUCAUCGUGCCUUCCUUGAAUGCUGCAAAUAUGCUGCCCGUCUACGACGCAAAUCCUGGGGAUCCCACAAUCUUGGGCGAACUCUAGAUGAGGAAGAUGAGGAUUUCAUUGAUGACGAUUCCAUUCAACUCCGGAGCGUCUUCCCUGAGAGCUGGCUCUGGAAAACUUUCUCCGUAGAAGGAACCCGCACGGAAAACUUGAUUCUCCCCGAUUCCAUCACCACCUGGGAGAUCCAGGCUGUUAGCAUGUCCUCUGCAAAAGGGAUCUGCGUCUCAGAACCUCUUCGAGUUAGAGUCUUCCAAGAUUUCCACAUCUCUCUCAGGCUGCCGUACUCAGUGAAACGGUUCGAACAGAUAGAGCUUCGCCCUGUUCUGUACAACUACCAUUCACAACCAGUCAGUGCCUUGGUGUAUCUGGAGCCUGCUGAGGGCAUCUGCUCUCCAGCAACCGUCGGCCCGGCUCGGAAGCAGAGGGUUGUUGUGCCUGGGAAUUCAGCGGUGCCCCUGCCCUUUGUUUUGGUUCCCAUGGGAGCAAACGACAUUCCCAUCACCGUUGUUGCCAUUGGCGGCUGGGGGGUGGGCGACAAAGUUUCCAAGAACCUACGGAUUGAGAGAGAGGGUGCUGUUCGGGUGGAAGAAUACACCAUCCCCAUAUCAAGUGAAGCUGGACAAUCCAGAUCUGUGGAGAUUUUAGGAGAUAUACCCUCCAACUCCAUUCCUGAUGGCGACUUCAAGAUGAGUGUCCGGUUGACAGGAUCGCUGCCAGCUGACACUCUGGAGAGUUCUCUGACACCAGAAGGUCUGUCAACUCUCUUGCGGGUUCCACAUGGAUGUGGGGAGCAAACCAUGUUAUUGAUGGCCCCUGGGGUCUAUGCCAUGCGCUACCUGGACAGCACUGAGCAGUGGCUACACCUGAAACCGGAGAGCAAGGAGAAGGCACUGGAUAACCUCCGUACAGGCUAUGAGCGAAUCCUCACUUUUCGGAAGCGUGAUGGGUCGUAUGGAGCUUGGCUCACCCACCCUAGCAGUACUUGGCUGACGGCUUUUGUGGUGAAAGUUUUAUCUCUGGCCCGUGAGUACCAGGGUGUGGAUGAGACUAAGGUCCGUGAGUCAGUGCAGUGGCUUCUGGCAAAGCAACAGUCAGAUGGUUCCUUCCAAGACCCAGCCCCUGUCUAUCACCGGGAAAUGCAGGGUGGUGUUGGCGGCCUUCACGCAGGAGUCUCACUCACAGCGUUUGUCACCAUCGCACUUCAAGAGGCCUUGGUCAUGUAUGAAGGAGAGAACCUUGAACCAGAGAAGCAGCAACAGCUGAGCCAAGUGAAACACCGCCUGGCUCAGGCUACCUCCUUCCUUGCCCUCUCCUUGGAAGAGCGAUCUCUGGGUGCCUAUCCUGUCGCCAUUGCUGCUUACGCCCUCUCGAUUGCUUCUGCCAACCUGUCGGCCAUCACUACUGCUGAUUCUCACCUGAGGAGGCUGGCUACAGAGGACAAAAACAACACGAUGUUUUGGGCGGUGGAAGAGCGGGACCGACUGAGAGGGGAGAAGAGAUCUGGGCAGGUUCCCUCUGCCUCAGCCAUCUCGGUGGAGGCCACAAGCUACGCUCUCCUCUACUUGGUGAAAAAAAAGGACAUCACAAUGGCCCACAAGGUUUAUAAGUGGCUGACAGAACAGAGGAACUAUGGAGGAGGCUUCAAAUCCACCCAGGACACAGUGGUGGCCCUGGAAGCUCUGUCGCAGUACUGGAUCAGCACCUACCAGGAGGAAGACAAUGAACUGAAAGUGACCCUCAGCGUUGCUGGGAAAAGCUGGCCGAUCUCCCUCUCACCUGGGAGAUCAAACCAUCCAGUCCAGGAAGAACUGCAGUUUUCUUUGGGGAGUAACAUCAAUGUAAAGGUGGAGGGGAAAGGAAAAGGGACUUUGACAGUCCUGAAGCAAUAUCUGGUCUUGGCUAUGCAAAACACUACCUGCCAAACCCUUGGGUUAGAGGUGAAGGUGAGCGGCUCCAUUCAGCGUUCACGUGAAAUGCUUGACUACUACUACGAAUAUGAAGAUGAGGAUGAGGUUGAGGUUGCCGGUGAAAGAAAGGCACGGUCUCUACCUGCUGACCAGCCAUUGUCUCCUAUCCACUUGUUUGAUGCCCGGCAACGCCGCAGGAGGGAAGUCAAAGCCCCCGGCCAGCCGCAACGGGUUGUCACCUAUGAAGUCUGUUUUUGGAGGCAACCUGGAGCACAUGUCUCAGGCAUGGUCAUCGUUGACAUCACUAUGCUUAGCGGCUUCCAACCCGACAAGGACGACCUUGACAAGCUCAAAGAUCUUGCUGAUAAGUACAUCAGCCACUGGGAGCUCCAAGGACCACGGCUGUUGCUGUACAUUGACUCGGUUCCAGCAACAGAACGUGAAUGUAUAGAAUUUGCAGCAAAGCAGUUAGUAGCUGUGGGGAAACUCCAGCCAGCAAGUGCCACUCUGUAUGACUUCUAUGAACCAGACAAGCGCUGCAGCAUCUUCUACGGUGCCCCCAACAAGGACCAGUAUGUGUCAGCCUUGUGCUCGGAUGAUGUCUGCCAAUGCGCUGAAGGGGCCUGCCCACGGUUGAAGCGUACCCUGGAUGAGGCCAUUACAGAAGAAGACCGCAUGCAGUUUGCGUGUUACGAACCUCGUGUGCACUAUGCAUUCCAGGUUCGAGUGGAACGUGAGAGCAAAGAAAGUGCCUUUCGUGUCUACGAAGCUACGAUCUUGGAACCCUUGCAAUUUACUGCAGACAUUGGCAUCUCCCAGAACCAGACCCGGCGCUUUGUGGUCCGUGCAGCGUGCCGGACCCGCUUGGCCGCAGGCAGCAAAUAUCUGCUGAUGGGACGUGAUGGAGAAACCCGUGACUCUGAAGACCGCCCCCAGUAUCUGCUGGAUAGGAACUCUUGGGUGGAGGAAAUACCAAAGGCCCAGCGCUGCCGAGCCACCCAGCACCGUAACACCUGCCUCCAGUUCAAGUCUUUCACCACUGCUUUUGCUGAGAAUGGCUGCCGUGUCUGAGCCAGAGAACUGGACCAGAAUGAUCACCUGCACUUUCUCCCAUCUUCCUGCACCAGAAGGUUCUCUCGGAAUGGAAUGGAAGAUGCCAAAAGGCCUAUUCUCUGAUCACUGUCUUUUCCCCUUGAUGCUUUGUAUUUGGACAAUUUAAGAAUGUAAGAAGAGCCCUGCUUGCUCAAGCCAAAGGCCCAUCUGGUCCAGUAUUCAGAUUCCAACAGGGGCUACCCAGAAGCCUCUUCCACAAGCCCUUCCCUGUUUUUUGUCCCCAGUCCAUGGUACUCAGGCUUAUUUUAAGCCAAAUUUUGGGUUACAGCCCAUUUGACCCACGAGUAUACCCCCUAGGUUCUGGCAUCACUUGGUGAUCGUCAUUGAUGGACCUAUCUUCCAUGGACAGGUCUAGAAAGUCUACAAGCCUGGUCUUUCAGCCAUCUCUCUGGGCACACUAACCAGAGGGAAAUUGUGAUUCAGAGGUUCUUAAACUCGAGUCCCCAGCUGUUGUUGGACUACAACUUCCAUUAUCCCCCUCUUAUAAGGACAAUAUUGGACAAUAUUGUCCCCUUGUUAAGUCUCUUUUUUGUAAUUCCUGCACAUUGGCUACUAUGUUGCAACUACCAUUUUUUAGUGCCACUUGGGUUCUCUGAUACUUUUUCUUUGUACUGGUCCCCAAAAAUGCACAUCUUUAAAACUGCAUAUGAUCAUAGCAACAGACAAAUGCAUGACCACAGCCAUAUUCACACUUUAAACAACAACUUUGGUCUAUGAAUAAGGACUGUUUGGCUGUGAUAAUGAUCACACUUCAGUGAGCAGCUUUAGCAUAAUUCUGUAAAGAUUUUUUUUUAAUGAGGUGUUUGUUUUGUGCCUCUGUCACUAGCUAACAUGCCUCACAAAGCUAUUUUGUUGAAUAAAGAGUAUCAUUCUAUA
Messenger RNA from Hemicordylus capensis (graceful crag lizard), 6129 nucleotides. Its product is annotated as complement C4-like. Gene Ontology annotation, molecular function: endopeptidase inhibitor activity; protein binding. The transcript is spliced from 41 exons. The record is from RefSeq and is a predicted model, not a curated record. Bases 37 to 5211 code for a protein of 1724 amino acids. Gene Ontology annotation, cellular component: extracellular region. Gene Ontology annotation, biological process: complement activation. Lineage: Eukaryota; Metazoa; Chordata; Lepidosauria; Squamata; Cordylidae.